CCUAGUUUCUAAGGAUCAUGUCUGUGAGCCAGGAUUCCCGAUCUAGAGACAAUGGACCUGAUGGGAUGGAGCCCAAAGGCGUCAUUGAGAGUAACUGGAAUGAGAUUGUUGACAGCGUCGAUGACAUGAAUCUCUCGGAGUCCCUCCUCCAUGGUAUCUACACCUAUGGUUUUGAGAAGCCCUCUGCCAUCCAGCAGCGAGCCAUUCUUCCUUGUAUCAAGGGUUAUGAUGUGAUCAUUCAAGGCCAAUCUGGGACUGGGAAAACAGCCACAUUUGCUAUCUCGAUUUUGCAGCAGAUUGAAUUGGAUCUAAAGGCCACUCAGGCCUUAGUCUUAGCACUCACUCGAGAAUUGGCUCAGCAGAUACGGAAGGUGGUCAUGGCAUUAGGAGAUUACAUGGGUGCCUCCUGUCAUGCCUGCAUUGGGGGCACCAAUGUUCAUGCUGAAGUGCAAAAACUGCAAAUGGAAGCUCCCCAUAUCAUUGUGGGUACCCCUGGCCGAGUGUUUGAUAUGCUUAACCGGAGAUACCUGUCUCCCAAAUACAUCAAGAUGUUUGUACUGGAUGAAGCUGAUGAAAUGUUAAGCCGUGGAUUUAAGGACCAGAUCUAUGACAUAUUCCAAAAGCUCAACAGCAACACCCAGGUGGUUUUGCUGUCAGCUACAAUGCCUUCUGAUGCGCUUGAGGUGACCAAGAAGUUCAUGAGGGACCCUAUUCGGAUUCUUGUCAAGAAGGAAGAGUUGACCCUGGAGGGUAUUCGCCAAUUCUACAUCAAUGUGGAACGAGAGGAGUGGAAGCUGGACACACUGUGUGACUUGUAUGAAACCCUGACCAUCACCCAGGCAGUCAUCUUCAUCAACACCUGGAGGAUUGAUUGGCUCACUGAGAAGAUGCAUGCCCGAGAUUUCACUGUGUCUGCCAUGCAUGGAGAUAUGGACCAAAAGGAACGAGAUGUGAUCAUGAGAGAGUUCCAUUCUGGCUCAAGCCGAGUAUUGAUUACCACUGACCUGCUGGCCAGAGGCAUAGAUGUGCAACAGGUUUCUUUAGUCAUCAACUAUGAUCUUCCUACCAACAGAGAAAACCACAGAAUUGGUCGUGGUGGACGCUUUGGCCGUAAGGGUGUGGCUAUCAACAUGGUGACAGAAGAAGAUAAGAGGACUCUUAGAGACAUCGAGACCUUCUACAACACCUCCAUCGAGGAGAUGCCCCUCAACAUUGCAGACCUCAUCUGAGAGGGGCUGUCCUAAUACCUAGCCCCAGCCAGGGUUCAAUCUUGGGGGGCUGAGGAGUAGCAGGAGGGGGGAGGGAAGGGAGCCAAGGAAUGGACAUCUUGUCAUUUUUUUCUUUGAAUAAAUGUCACUUUUUGAAGCAAAA
Molecule: messenger RNA, 1371 nt
Organism: Nycticebus coucang (slow loris)
Lineage: Eukaryota; Metazoa; Chordata; Mammalia; Primates; Lorisidae
Product: eukaryotic initiation factor 4A-I-like
Biological process (GO): cytoplasmic translational initiation
Cellular component (GO): cytoplasmic stress granule
Molecular function (GO): RNA helicase activity; ATP binding; translation initiation factor activity
Source: RefSeq, a predicted model, not a curated record